AUGUGCGUGAUUCAAUCUUUAUGGUACUUUCAUUGUUAUACGCAUGGUGCCCAACCUACAGUCCACACAGAUCAUACAGCAAUGAAUGCUAUCUUAUCGUCUCAAGCUCCAAAAGAGCGAAUGUACGAUGGAUUAUGGCGACAAAGCAUUACAACUAUACUUGCACUGCACGAAAAAGUGAAUAUCACCAUGUUUGAAUCACAUAAUCGUAUAGGAAGUCCAGAGAACGACGCCUUACUUGGUCUACAAAUUUUUUUUGGAAUAUAAUUUUACUUCGCUAUUGUUGCGAACGGGAGGGUGAAAAAACAACUUGUUUUUGCAGGACAUUAAAACAUACUCUUAUUUGUAUUUAUUAUAAAAUUUGCACUUAUCGCUAAUUAUUGAUUUCAACCUUAUCUGCAGGGUCUGUACGUUGUGUUGUAUGUAAAAGC
Messenger RNA from Zychaea mexicana, 431 nucleotides. RefSeq lists its product as uncharacterized. The transcript has a single exon. Lineage: Eukaryota; Fungi; Mucoromycota; Mucoromycetes; Mucorales; Lichtheimiaceae. The record is from RefSeq and is a predicted model, not a curated record. The coding region runs from base 1 to 267 and encodes 88 amino acids.